ACAAAAGCUAAUCAUAAGAAUACAUGAGCAAACAGACCUUCCAGAAAAUAUGGGAUCAAAGUUAUUUAUUAGGGAAGUUGUAUCAAAUAACUUGAAUAGUGAGUUAUCCAUGGUAUAGUUCAAAAAAAAUUUAUGUAUGUAGACACAAUGGAAGUGAUUUUUCUAUUUUAAUACGAUACCAUUUGGGUUAUAUGACUAAAUGGACUGGGAAUACGGAGCAAGAAACGCCAACUGCUGAAGAUAAUGACUUUGUUUUUGCGAAAAAAAUUACAUGACUAUUUUCUUUGGAAUGAGCUUUAUCGAGUGACAGAAUUUCUGCUCUAUUUUAGGAUUUUGUCCUCCACUUUCGAUUGGACGGAGCAGAUUUCCUAAGAAUCAAUUGCUCGAAGAAAGAAUAUUGUAAAUAAGCAAUGCACAAACUUUAUAGGGUUCCACGCAAAAAAUGAAUUUUCAUGGCUCCUCAUCUUUCACUAUUGUUCUACUAGAUAUAAGAAGGAAGACAUACAUCUUCACUACCACCUUUCUGCCAAUAGUCGUAAUUGGAACUGUAUAAGAAUAUAAUUCAUGCCGAGAGGGGCAUUCAUUGAUUGUAGAAAUCCAAACUAGGGAUGCUCUUUUGAAACUUUUAUGUUCCUUGUGAAUCAUUUUUAUACCCUACAUCGCCUAUACUGCAGGGUCCACCUUUUACUAUGUCGUCUGUCCGUCUUUCUUCGUGGUGUUCAGCCUACAAAUUGCAAUUUUUGCAAUAUUUUGAUGAAAUUUGCUUCACUGAAGUGUUUUUUUCAAAGCACGAAAGCUAUUGAAAAUAGCUCGGACCGUGGCACUUUUUCGAGUACUUUCCAUAUAACGCCUCAUAUUGAAAAGUCGUCACAUGCAUGUCUGUAGGGUGGUGUAGGGUAUUUUGUAGUGGGUUGUGUAGUGCUUUUACUUCUUAAUUAUGAGUACACAAACGGGCACCAUAUUUAAAAUUUUUUCUCCAGCGAAAUACUGUAGCGAUCAAGAAUACUUGUCGAGCUUUGUUUCUAAUCAAGCAAGUUUAAAGCAUUGUUCAAUCCAAGCGAAGCAUAUUAGUGACUUAAUUAAGUUAAGAUGAGAAAUAAAAUUCUAGUAUUUCGAUUAUAAGCGAACCAAACUAGAAUCAAUUAAAACAUAUUUGAAAAAAAACUUCCGCAUAUUAAAUCCAAUCGGUUUCACCUAUUCACGCGUGAUGUUAGAAUAUGAAAAGGAAAUAUUUUAUUAGGAUAUUUUUUACAAAAAAUAAUUUAAUUUGAUAAGAUUUGAAAUAAUGAAAAACAAAUUCUGACAUGUAGGAGUUUAAUCAAACAAGAAGUAGCUGCUGAGCCGUCAAUUAAUUUAUUAAUACAAUUACUGAAUGAAGUCGAAAUCAUGAACUGGUUUAAUUUAUUUCUUAAUUUUUAUAACAAUUAUUUUUGGUUAUAACGGCAAAAAUUUAUUUUAGCCAAGUUCUUAACCGUUUUCUCGCACUCUUUCUCAGACCGUUUAUGUAUAUAAAAAAUUGCACGAGUCGUAAAAAUGCUAAUAAAUAAGUUAUAAAAUUAAUACAUAUAUGAAUGACAUAUGUAGACCUUUUUUCUUUUUUAAUAUGCAGAUUUUUAUAAAAACCGAAUGCAGUCUCAAAAUAUUCAACAGUUUUCUUAAAAUAUUCAUCAAUAAAACUAGUCAUUCGAUAGCAAGAGAGAAAGAGAAAACAAAACAUAUAUAUAUAUAUAUAUAUAUAUAUAUAUAUAAAAUGAAGUUUACUUCUGUAUUGUUAAUAUUGUCAUUAGUCUUGAAGACUUAUUCACAAUAUACCCAUCAUUCCGAUGAGAAGGACUCACAUAUUGUGAGCAAUGAUAUUGGAGUAAAUGAGGGUGAUGGCUCAUACAAAUAUGGUUUUGAGACAUCGAACGGUAUUAAGCGUGUUGAGCACGGAUCACCAGAAGGCCAUAUUGAAGGCACUUCAGCUUAUGUCUCGCCAGAGGGUGCGGAAAUCAAAACCACUUAUAUAGCCGACGAAAACGGUUACCAUGCCGUCGGUGAUCAUAUACCAAAAAUACCCGAAUACAUUAUACGUGCUCUGGAAUAUAUACGUACGCAUCCAUACGUUGAAAAAGAUUACUAUACCGGGGAAUUUAAAACGCCCCGGACACCCACCAUACCAACGAAAAGUUCAAUUAAUCAUCAUUUCAGACAAUAGGUUAUAUUAUUAAUGUAUACUUUUGAGAUAUACAUACUUUUAAGCCUAAUAAAUAGUGUUUUCAAUAACUAA
This is a messenger RNA of Glossina fuscipes, 2269 nucleotides long. It is a transcript of the gene Pcp, whose product is annotated as pupal cuticle protein. Gene Ontology annotation, cellular component: chitin-based extracellular matrix. Lineage: Eukaryota; Metazoa; Arthropoda; Insecta; Diptera; Glossinidae. The transcript is spliced from 2 exons. The record is from RefSeq and is a predicted model, not a curated record. Gene Ontology annotation, molecular function: structural constituent of chitin-based larval cuticle. Bases 1568 to 2197 code for a protein of 209 amino acids.